AGUUGUGGUAGUGUGUGGCUGGUAGUGGAGGCGGUGGGGGUGGCGGUGAAGCAGCAGCUGUGGCUGCUGCCUGGAAGACCAGACUUAGGUGAAGAACAAGACCUGUGAGCCUGUGGCUGAAGGCAGGCAGCAUCAAGCCACGUCGUUGCUGCCAUUGUUUCUUUCUGUUCUGUCUUCCUUUGUUUCCUCAGUGUACAGUACCGUGAUAUCCUGGUUUUAUAGAUACUACCACCAUCACUCCACAGCUAGAUUAUAGCUUUAGCUCUGACGUCGUGACUCGUCCUAUCAAAUAUCCCGUAGUGCGUAGUUUCAAUAUCUUUGAGUGAAACACUCCUUAUGAAUUUGUGACCGCAUCUCAUUAUUCCAACCACCUAGCCUCUACCAGAGUAAUCACUAAUCAGAGGGAUACCAUGGCUGCUAGUGUUGCUGCUUCUACCGAAGGCAGCCACCGCUUGAGACGCCCGUACGGUGUUCGGCGGCGUGAACUCGAAGACUGCGUAAAGACGGCAGUGGAGCAUUUGCCGGAAUUUCUCUUCUACAUCAAUGGUCAAACUGAAGGUCUCAUCUUGAAACAGCAGUAUCUAUUGCGUGAUGAUGUACGACGGUACUGGCCACAGUUUGCCUCUGAUCGGGCCAUAACCGUGUGUGAUGGCGUCCGCCUAUCGCCAUCACGAGUAUGCUAUGCCAUAAUCCGAACGUACUCUCCCAAUGGCGCUAGACCGAGAGCACAGGUGCAGAAUCGCGACGUUAUCCACCUAGGUGAACGAGCACUAGACGUAAUGGAAAUCGGAUAUGAUCGCAGAAAGGAUCUGCUCCAAGCGAAUGUCGACAUCAAAUCGAGAAGUGAAGAUUUGAUAUCUGACAAAUGGGGUGUGACCGUGACAGCAGAUCGUGAAUGCUCAGAAGGCAACAUUUCACUGGAUGCUGUCAGCAUGUCCACAGCUGCCCAAGAUUGCCCCACACUCAAGCUCACCAUCACGAACAGCUCACUGUCCAAGUUGACUUUGGAGUCUUGCUACCUGCUAUUUGAACAUCAUGGCUUCGCGAUGGAGAGGUUACAUUCCACUGUCCGGUACCCAAUGUCUCUAUCUUCAUCCACAAAGCACACUAUAUCGGUGCGCUGUGUGAUUGAUCAGCUUGGUAUCCGCAGGGACUGGUGUGUGUUUGAGUUGAAGACAGCCAGCGGUGAAAAGUUCAACAUUGUACGCUUCCUGUCUGUGUACUUCACAGACAGUGUCACAAGUGACCCGGCUAUGCAAGCCACACGCCCAUUCCGUGCCAAGCCAGUCAAACUGCUCAAGACAACCGAUGAGGACAUUGUUGAUGGAGAAAAACCAGAAGAACCAAUUCAGAAUCAACUGAUUGUCACGGUCAGUCCCCUGGUCGCUUACAAUGAGCACACAAUCAAGAAGCACUUACACUCACAGUUGUUUGUUGAGAAGCAUAAUCGUACCGGCAGAGAUGUUCGCAUGAAGCUCAACUUGGAUCAGAAGCGCCUGUUGGACCAGAGGCUGACAGCGGACAACUACAAACAAAAGAUGUUGCUGAUGCUUUUGUUGGAACAUCGUCAAGAAGAAGUUGACAUACACAAUUAUGAUAUGCCGCAUGCUGUCAUGACCGUGUCUAACAUGUACUUAGCCUUGAAGGUUCCUGGUUUGGCUGAGAACAGGCCAUCGUUGUUGAGGAAUGAUCACUUACUGGCACGCACUGUUAAUGGCAAGCAGCGACAUCGUGGCUAUGUUCACCGUGUUGAGUUGGAAGAAGUGAUGCUGCGCUUUAACAAAGACUUUCACCGCAGUUUCAUAGCGAACAAAGUCUGUGAGAUUGAGUUCUGCAUCAAUCCUAACCCAUGGUGGCUGAAGAACAGGGCUGUUUGCCUGUCGCAUGCUGCCUUGGACACUGGAGUCCUAUUUCCAGACAACGACUGCCUUGAACAAUGUGACGUGCCUGUAAUAUCUCGGUUUUACGACCGUCAUAUCAACAACGAAAGCAACCCAGAGCAGUGUCAGGCAGUGCAACAGAUUGUUGCUGGCUCAUCGGGCAGGGCUCCCUAUCUGAUAUUUGGUCCACCCGGUACAGGCAAGACUACUACACUAGUGGAGGCUAUCAAGCAGGUGCGAUUUUUCCACAAGAAGUGUCGCAUCUUGGCCUGUACUCCAUCGAACUCAGCCGCUGAUUUGGUAACAACACGCUUGCUGAAACACAUUGAUGCCAAAGACAUCAUCCGCCUCAAUGCCCUCUCUCGCAAGAAGAGCAGCCUUGCUGAUGGUGUCAUGAAUGUGUCCUAUUGCGAUGGUGAUCUGUUCUACUUCCCGAACCUUGCAAGGAUACGCACAUUCAGCAUUGUUGUGUGCACGCUGGCUACGUCAGGCAGAUUAGUGUCAGCCGGCAUGCCGCGUGAUCACUUCACGCACGUGUUCAUUGAUGAGUGCGGCCAUGCUGUUGAAGCUGAGUGUAUCGUGCCACUGUCAUCGCUUGUAGAGCCUGGCACGACGCAAGUCGUUCUAACUGGUGACCCGUAUCAGCUGGGACCCAUUGUGCGAUCAUCGCAUGCCGCUAAGCAUGGUUUGACCACCUCGCUUCUGGAACGCCUCAUGAAGGAAUGCGACCUCUAUCAACGACACAUUGUGGAUGGAAAAGCGAUGCUAGAACCACGGGCAGUAACAAAAUUGCUCCGAAACUAUCGGUCUCAUCCCGCUAUCAUUGAAGUGCCCAACGAGUGUUUCUAUGACAAUGAGCUGCAAGUAUUUGCUGACAAAUUCGGUCGAGAGAUGCUGUGUGACUGGGAGCACUUGCCAGCUGAUGCAAAGAAGUCUCGCUUUCCUAUCAUCUUCAAUGGCGUCGAGGGUAUCGAUGAACGAGAAGGAGACAGCCCAUCUUUCUUCAACCUCACUGAAGUUUCGCGGGUUCUGUUCUAUGUUGAGCAAUUGCGCCGCUCGAGAAGACCACAGAUCUCUGCUUCACAGAUUGGUGUCAUCUCACCGUACCACAAGCAGGUUCUUCGUAUCCGCAAGCAGCUGCGUGCCAAGGGCCAUGAGUCAGUGAAAGUUGGGUCAGUGGAGGAGUUCCAAGGCCAAGAGAGAACAGUCAUCAUCAUCUCUACUGUGCGCAGUCAACCCAAGUAUCUUACCAUGGACAAGACAUUCAGCCUGGGCUUCCUGCAGAACCAGAAGCGUUUCAACGUAGCCAUCACUCGUGCCAUGGCUCUGCUUAUUGUCAUUGGCAACCCAUACAUUCUCAACAAGGAUGAUCACUGGAAAAUGUUCUUGAACUUUGUCAUUGACAACGGUGGUUAUACCGGCUGCAAAUAUUCACCAGACCAGGAGGCUGUGCUCCGUGAGAAGAUGGAGAAUCUAUCGCUGAACUCCGGUGCUGCUAGUGCUGCUAUUGCCGCUGCUGCCGCUGAAGAAGGCAUUGAACUUGAUCAACGUGAAGAUCCCGGAUGGAGAAGAGAAGAGUGAAGGCAGCUACUACUGUCACUUGGCCUACUAGGAACACGUUGAACAUCUGGCCGUUGCCUGGCCUUCAAAGUUUGUAAGCGUGUAUCUUCUUCUUGUAGCCAGCAUAGUUGCGAAUGCUGUUUAGACACGAGCAUAAAGCAGACUGGCUCAUGCGCAGACAGCUCCACAGCCAUGCACUGGAUUUUUUGAUGGACUCGUGCUGUACUGUUCUAUCGUCUACUACACUAUGGUACUGACUUGAGUGUUCAAGUCUGCCAUUAUUAUUUGAAUUUAUCAGUUCAUGCAUGUCUUUAGCUUGCUGCAUUGACAUGUGCGUGCCUGUCCGGGGUGACGCUGCUCAAAGAAGUUGAGAUGGACAUCUUUUGAGCUCUGGCCUUUUGGUCUAUCUUCCUUGUUUUAGGCUUUUAGUAAUUACUCCUGCUAUGUUGAAUCUCCAUUUGUAGUGCAUGAAAAGCCCAGAUAAAGAACUUAUUGCAUCUCGUGACUUGGUUUAGUGUAGCAAGCAGCACCAGAGCUGGCCUGCACAGAUACUGCUUUCUUUUACACCUUCUACCACAGUACCAGUGCUGUCAAAAUCUUUUUUCUCAUUCCAACUGCUUAUCUAGCAUAAAUUAUUAUCCAUGUACUUCUCUUCUGGCAUACCUCUUGAUGCCCUUAACUCAUUAUGCUACUUUUCUUUUCCUCUGCUAGGUGCUGUCUGCAAAUGUUCCCUCAGUCACACGAA
Messenger RNA from Sycon ciliatum, 4185 nucleotides. RefSeq names its product putative helicase mov-10-B.1. Bases 411 to 3461 code for a protein of 1016 amino acids. Gene Ontology annotation, biological process: regulatory ncRNA-mediated post-transcriptional gene silencing. Lineage: Eukaryota; Metazoa; Porifera; Calcarea; Leucosolenida; Sycettidae. The record is from RefSeq and is a predicted model, not a curated record. Gene Ontology annotation, molecular function: RNA binding; 5'-3' RNA helicase activity. Gene Ontology annotation, cellular component: cytosol; P granule. The transcript is spliced from 15 exons.